Messenger RNA from Nicotiana attenuata, 690 nucleotides. RefSeq lists its product as uncharacterized. The transcript has 4 exons. Lineage: Eukaryota; Viridiplantae; Streptophyta; Magnoliopsida; Solanales; Solanaceae. The record is from RefSeq and is a predicted model, not a curated record. Bases 1 to 690 code for a protein of 229 amino acids.
AUGGUGCCCAAUGAGGGGAUUAAGGUGGAUCCAAAAAAGAUUGAAGCAGUUCAGUGUUGGCCCAAACCUUCUACCUCUACUAAGAUCCGGAGUUUCCUUGGGCUGGCAGGAUAUUAUCGCCAUUUCGUGGAGGGUUUUUCAUCCAUCGCAAUUCCUUUGACUAGAUUUACUCAGAAGGGUGCUUUAUUUGGGUGGUCCGACGAGUGUGAGGAGAGCUUUCGGAAGCUCAAGAUCGCGUUGACUACAACUCCAGUUCUGGUUUUGCCUUUAGCAUCUGGUACUUAUACAGUUUGUUAUGAUAUUUCACGGAUUGGCAUUGGGUUGUUGGGCACUGAAUUGGUUCGAGAUGCUUUGGAGAAGGUGAAGUUGAUUCAGGAUCGGCUUCAUACAGCACAGUCCAGGCGAAAGUGUUAUGCUGACUGGAGGGCUCGUAAUGUGGUAUUCAUGGUGGGUAAGAGGGUCCUACUUUCAUCCAUGAAAGGUGUGAUGAGGUUCGGGAAGAAGGGCAAGUUGAGCCCACAAUAUAUUGAUCCUUUUGUGAUUCUUGAGAGAGUGGUAGGUCCAGAAGUUGAGGUUAAAGAAAAUUGCAUCAGUGAAUGUUCAGUGGAGGGGUCAACCGGUCGAGGAGCGCCAGUUCGCAAGUAUGAAGAAGACAGAAGGGUGUCAGGUGUCGCAAAUGCGAUGCCAUGA